AAGGAGUACAAUAACAGCGAUAAGCAAACUACUAAUCUUAGCUAAUAUUUAGUUGGAGCAGCAAUCUACGUUUAAUAAAGUGAGUGAAAUUUUUAUACCAAAAAGAAUUUAAAAAAAAGUUUGAAAGUGAUCGUAUUGAAAGUUUAACGCAAAAAACAAAACAUAAACAAAACUAAAAUAAAAAAAACUGCUAGUCGUAUAAAAAAGUCAAUCCAAAUACUUCAGUUUACAUCCAGUCAAAGUUCACUAUUUUAAAGAAGUUUGACUACCACUGUAGUGUUACAUGAAACCAAAAUAUGGCGAAAAUAAUCAACAAACCCGCCCUAAGCAUUUUUACUAUCCUACUGCAUUCAGCACUUGCGGUGCAAGCAGAGCCACAACUCGAUCUGCCACCUCUAAAUCCAGACACGCAGGAUCCAACGCUCUACUACAAUGCGCUCACACCUAGAACACCAGCAAGUCCACAACAAACGCUAGGCGAUUUGGAUCGCAGUCAACGUUAUGGGCCACCAUACUCCAUCGAUGGAGUGAAUGAUGAUGGCGCUGAUGAUUUUAGAAACGGCCAGACGUACGAUGAGCGCAUGCGCUACGGUUAUGCCUAUCCGGCAAGGCAGCCGAACUUUACACGCCCUGUCGCUGAUUCACCCUUCUCUGACUACAAUAACAAUAAUAUAGGACAACAGCAACGCGAUAAUUAUCGUUUCCCCAAUCAUAAUUAUGAUAAUCCAAGUGAUCGCUUCAAUAACAACAAUCGGUAUGCAGAUGGUUUUGAUGAUCGCCAGCAAGAUCGCUUCAACAAUCCAACUAAUGAAUACAACGCACGCUUUAAUGGAAAUCAACCACCAGUUGGAAGCGAUUUUGAACCAAAUAGUCCCUUCAAUCCGAAUAAUCCUUAUAACAAUGAUCGUAGUCGCUUUGAGAAUCCUUUCCGUCCAAAUCAAGAUCGUUUUAAUUUGAAUAAUGAUCGUUACUUUGAGAGGCAACGUUUCCAACAAGAUCGCCGCUAUCAAAUUGAAUUGGAGAAACUGCGUAAUUUGCUGGUCGAGACUGAUCACAAAGGAUCGCUGGAGUGUACAGCAAAUGUGGCAGCGCAAUGGAACUUUGAGACAAAUGUGAAUGAGAUAACGCAAGCGCAAGCGCUCAAUGCCCAACAAAAUUAUGUUGACUUUCUGCGC
Rhagoletis zephyria (snowberry fruit fly) is the source of this 1175-nucleotide messenger RNA. Its product is annotated as angiotensin-converting enzyme Ance-3. The record is from RefSeq and is a predicted model, not a curated record. Lineage: Eukaryota; Metazoa; Arthropoda; Insecta; Diptera; Tephritidae.